AUGGAGUCCAAUGACGACUCGCAAGCCACGCAGCAAGCCACCCAGAAUGCCUUGGACCCCAGGCGGAUCGGAAAGCAGAAUUCGGGCUUCUCUGACGAAGAUAUCUCCGAUAUAGUCUGUUUGCUAUACCCCAAUUCCGAGGCUGCCAGUCGCGAAGUCCAUAGGAUCGCCGUGUCCCCCGAGUCCAGUCGUCACACCGUCGGCAGGUACUCGGCCGACGCCAUCAACUCGGACCUCUAUCGCGAGGAUGAUGUGAAGGAGUUCGGCCGCACUCGAGGCAUCGGGGACCAUGCUAUUGUUCUGCGCCUGUCCUCCGCCGUCAAGGAUCCUCGUCUGGGCUUUACUUUUGGCAGGAAUCGAAGCCGAUGUGACAUCUGCUUUGGCAACGACCCGGCCAGGAGGCUUAGCAAUAUUCACUUCCGUAUAUUUGUCAACCGACACGGCAGUGUGCUGCUCGAGGACCAGUCAACCAACGGCACCGUCGUCGACAGCACUCUCCUCCGCAAGAAGCAGGCAAAGAGUCAAACGUCGUCGGGGCCGACCAAGAGGAUACUGGAGAGCGGGGCGUCUAUCAAGAUCAUCAUGCACGAGACUACCGCCGACUUGGUCUUCCUCGCACGCAUACCUCGUCGGGAUGGGGACCACGAGGAAGCCUACCUGCGAAAGCUGGCUGCCUAUCAACUAAGACUCCGUGGCGACGACGAUGAUCUCAAUAAGACCAUCGGUCCUGGUCCAGGCGGCCAUGUCAAUCUUUUCGCGCCAAGGAGGAACGGCAAGCCCCAUGACUCGCCCAUGGAAACCACUCAGGAGCUCCAGGAACCCUUUCAGCGCCUUCCCCGUGAAUGGCGCGGCGGAGAGAAAUAUGCUCGUGUGGGUCAGAUUGGCAAAGGAGCCUUCGCCAUCGUACACAAAGUCACCUCCAAGUAUGACGGCUCUCCAUACGCCGCCAAGGAACUUGACAAGCGCAAGUUUAUGAAAAAUGGUGUCCUGGAUCAGAAGGUCGAGAACGAGAUGAGGAUCAUGCAGAGAAUCCAACAUGCCAACAUUGUCCAAUACAUUGAGCACUUCGACUGGGAUGCCCAUCAGUUCAUAAUCAUCAUGGAGUAUGUCCCCGGAGGUGAUCUUGGCAGGUUCAUCUCGGAAAAUGGGCCCAUUGCCGAAGGGCACGUCAAAAUCAUAUCCGAGCAGUUGAUCGAUGCGCUUGGGUACCUGCAUGACCAGAAGAUCACCCAUCGUGAUGUAAAACCAGACAACAUCCUGAUUCAGUCGACGAAUCCACUCGUUGUGAAAUUAACUGAUUUUGGCUUGUCCAAAAUGAUUGAAACUGAGCAGACCUUCCUCAAAACUUUCUGUGGGACGCUACUAUACUGCGCACCCGAGGUCUAUACAGAAUUUUCAUCCUAUGACGACAACGGCAGACGCACGAACAGGAAUAUCCCAAGAGCCGCAAACAAGGAAAGGUAUGACCACGCGGUGGACAUAUGGUCUCUUGGCGGCGUUCUGUUCUAUACCCUCGCUGGCAGUCCACCGUUCCCCGUCAAGAACGGGGUCACGUACACCGAAUUGCUAGACCACAUCGUCAAAAUACCGGUGAACAUGACGCCAUUGACAGAGAUGAACGUUUCUCAGUCCGGUAUUCACUUCCUGUCACGUAUGAUUCACGUUCGACCAGAGACUAGAGCGACUAUCUCGGAGCUCCAGGCUCACCCCUGGCUUCGCAGUGUCACACAAUCAUUUCAUCAAAUAUCUGACGACGAAUUGGGCCAGAGUGCAUCACAACUAAGCCUCGAUGACCGACAGGCAGCCCAGUCUCUUCUUGCAGGUGCGAGUUCCCUGCAGGAGCCAGAACCAGACUACUCUAUCGAGUACGAGUCGGAGAAGGAGAAUUAUACCUUCGGGCAGCCCCAGCCGAACAGGCUGUUCGGGGAAGUAUCAGCUAUAGGCAGUUCGGAGGUCAUGCCAGAGGGCCGUCUCAAUCUUCCAAUAUCGGGGACUGAUUUUGGUGAGACCGACAUACUCGAGCCUGAUGAGAUUCUUGACAGCUUCGACGAGUCGGAAGAGUUCUCCACCCCGAGGCAAAAGGUGCAACGCGACAAUGGCUUGCUGUCGGACAGGAGGGUAGCAUCAAACGACAAUUCCCGCAGUGCUCUGUUGGGCAUCGGUUCCCAAAGCUUGGGUGGGGCUUCCUCGAUCCUCGAAAACCUGAAUAUGAAGUCUGUGGCGAAUGGCAAUGCUAGGUUGUCGUCCUCGGUGGUGAGCGACUUCAACUCGAGCAAGCGGAAACCAGCCUACGACACGAGUGACGAGUACGAGUCAGCCAGCGCCAACACCAAGCCGUCCAUCAAAAGGCUCAAGUCACAGGAUGAUGUAGACUUUUUAGAUGAAGAAGAAGACGAGUUUAGUUUGUUCGCUUCUGUACCCCCGAUGGCUCAGAACGAGACGGGUCGGCAGAUUGCCUACCCACUUCCAAAGACUACCUUCUGGGACAGCUCGGACAAGGAUACAUGGCAUCUUGACUAUCCUGAAAUGACCAAUCUCCAAUAUCACGCGUUCGAAGUUGCUGCCGAGAGGAGGAACGAAGAAUUCGGCCCGGGGAAGUCACUUCUCUGGGAUUUCGCCAUGAGACACUUCCCCCCAACCCACCAACGCCAAGCCAGUGAGAUGGCACGGCCCCUCGAACUACGGCCGGCUGGACUCAGGCGUGACAACCGAGCACUAAGUGAGACCAGUGACUGGGAGUUGCCCCCUACGGCUCCCCCGCCUGCCGUGGAUGAUGAGUCCGAGUCGUUGCCAGACACUCUGCCCCCCGAGAACCAGCUGCCGCCAGCCCUGCAAGCCGUCCAGUUGCCGAAGACUGUGGUCGGGAAGUUCGAGUCAGCGCCGGGGUCCUUGGUCGCGGGGGUUUCGAUUUUUCUCAAGGAUCCUGUUAUGUCAUGGGGUCGAGAGCCGAGUAAUACCGUGGUGUAUCAGCCAGCUAGGGAGGUCAAGGUCCCCAAGAAUGCGUUCAGACUGGUUCUGUGGAGAGACGGCUAUAAUGCUUCCUUUGGCGAGUUCCGGCCCUGGGAGCCUGCUCGAUCAGCAACCAGCCGUACCAUGCGUGCGUCUCCAGAGCCGGAGUCUUUCGCUUUCUAUAUAUCGACCAAGGCCACCAACGGCCUACGCAUCAACAACAAGCCCUUACAAGCAAACGAACCGAAGGACGGCACGGCGCCUUGCAGAUACUGGAUGAAACUACAUCAUGGUGACACGAUUGCCUUCUGGGGAAACGACGAUGUGCACGCACAAGCGAAGCUCAUUUUUGAAUGCAACUGGGGCGGCUCGUCAACACCGAGACCAGUAGACGAGCCUCCGUCUUAUGUGCCUGAAACGCAAGCACGGAAGUUAGACCGGCUCUGGCCCAAGGCUGUCAAGUCGCUUAGCCAUGAUAGGAUCAAAGUUGAAGCGCAUACUGAUCAGGAGACACGAAUGCGGUUCAUGAUGAAGGAGCAGGAGCGCAGCCGGAUCUUCGAGCAAAAACGUGCAGAGGCGGUUAGAGUCCUUGCCCUGCAUAACACGUACCGAGGAUCGCCGGCCAGCGCUCCGCCUUUGGUAUCCCGGAAUGUGCCUCGGUUCCGGCAGACGUCGCCGGCGGGUUAUGUUGUCGACGUCAGUGAUUGA
Anthostomella pinea is the source of this 3657-nucleotide messenger RNA. The record is from the annotation of a GenBank genome assembly. Lineage: Eukaryota; Fungi; Ascomycota; Sordariomycetes; Xylariales; Xylariaceae.